This is a messenger RNA of Funneliformis geosporum, 2400 nucleotides long. Lineage: Eukaryota; Fungi; Glomeromycota; Glomeromycetes; Glomerales; Glomeraceae. The record is from the annotation of a GenBank genome assembly.
AUGAGAAUAACCACAACGUAUAGUGGUAUCUUAUUAUUUCUUUUUAUUUUAAUCAUAUUUGUUGUUGAUAAUGGUAAUUCACAAAAAGAACCUAAAGAAGUAGAUACCGAAAAAGGAAAAGUUCCACCCAAUCCCAAGUCACCCAUUGCUAAACUUUGUUCUGCUGAUCCAAAGGUAUUGACAGAAAAAAAGCUUGGAAAAGUAGAAGAUGUUCCAUUCAAAGUUAACAUUGGACUUAAAGAGGUUUAUGAAGCACAAGGAAAAGAUGUUAAAAUAACGAUUGAAUGUAAAACUCCGAUAGAAAACUUAAUUAUUUAUGCUGACACAGUUUCAAAAGAUCAUGUUGGACAAUGGAAAGAACAGAAUGGAUUGGCAUUAGAUCCUUCAUGUCCUGGGGACAAAUAUGGUACAUUAAUCAGCACAAAAUCGCCACCAAAAAUGAUAGAAUUAUUAUGGACACCACCAUGGAUAACAGGAUAUAAUGAUAUAACAUUUAAAGCAGCCGUAUUUACAAAAACGGGAUUUUCGAAUUUUACAUCAAAUGUUUUUAAAGAAUCUGGAACAAAAACAAUUGAUUCCGGUAAAAAAUAUCAAUUAAAUGAUAAUAGUAAUAACAAUGGUGAAGGGAAAGGUAAAGGAGGAGGUUUUGGUGCUUCUCCUGAAGGGGAUGAUGAUGAAAAAAAGAGCAAGGAUGUUAAAGGAGAAGAAAGCGCAAAAGUUGGAAAUGGAAGUGAGAUUGGAAAGAAUUCGACUCAACAAACUUCAAUUGCUCGUUCGAUCAUUUCUGAUAAAAAAAAUAAUUUCAUUAAAUUUGAGGCCGAACCACUUUUAUCUUCUAAACCAUGGUAUAAAACGGCUUCGACAUAUUGGUUAUUACCUGUAUUUGCAUUAUAUUCAAUAACGUCUGGAUUGGGCAUAUCAAGCAGAGUACAAUUUUAUUUGAAAACGGUAUGUAAUGAUUAUUAUUCAGGACUACUUCCACCCAAUUCCUUAUCGCUCGAUUCAUCCGAGGAUGAUCCGUGUAACAAUGCGGAAAUACAAGCUAUGGCGUCCCGAUUUAUGAUGAUUCUGAAUUUAUUUACCGCCAGUCCAGCCUUCUUCACCCUUGGACCGAUUGGAUCAUUAUCAGAUAGAAAAGGACGUAGGAUAAGCUUAAUAAUAGGCAUCGCCGGAUCACUUAUUAGCACGUUAAACAUAUUAUUGGUCGGUAACUUUUUAGAAAGUUUAGGAUUAUAUUUCUUAGUAAUUGGAGGAUUUUUGGAGGGGUUAAGUGGGGGAUUUUAUACUCUAGCUGCGGCGAGUCAUGCAUACACAACGGAUUGUACUCCUCCGACGCAAAGGAGUGUGGUAUUUGGUUGGUUACAAGGAGCGAUGUAUAUAGGGAUCGCAUUAGGUCCGAUGAUAGGAGGAUGGAUAGUUGGGAUCACAAAAAAUAUACUUUCAGUAUUUUACGUUAUGUUCGUGAUAUAUUUCAUGAUAUUCUUAUUUUUCAUUUUCAUCUUACCCGAAUCUUUAACAGCGGAGAGGUCAUUAGCAAAUUCAACAAAUUAUCAAGAAGGAUUAAGAUCAAAAGGUAACGGUAAUGAAAAGAGAUCGUGGAUCAAUCGAUUCGUCUCUUUUGUUCACGGUAUUUUCGAACCAUUAUCAAUCUUUCUUACUAGUGAAACAAAUCAAAGACAAGCAAAUGAUCAUGUUGAUAAAAUCCCUAUCAUCGCUUCCAAACGUUCAUUAUUAUCAUUAAUCAUCAUAAAUAUUUUAUUGUCAAUUGCUAUGAAUGGCAUGCAAUCUAUAUUUUUAUUAUAUACGACAUUAGUGUUCAAGUGGUCAUUAUUAGAACAAGGUUAUGUCUUAUUCAUGAUGGGUGCGACGAGAGUUUUCGUACUAUUUGUUUUAUUCCCCACUUUGUCUUCAAAGUUCAAAAGAUCCUUUCGUUUAAAAAAUAAUGAUGAUCAUGUUGAUAACAUUGUUGAUAACGAACGAAUCUUAAUUAUUGAAGAUUUUCAUAAUAAAGGUGAAGAGAUACAAAUGAGAAAAGAGUUGGUAUUUGAAGUUUGGAUUAUAAGGUUGGCAUUAUUGAUCGAUGCAUUCGUUUAUAUUGCUUUCGGUCUAACAAAAUCAAGUUUCGUAUUUUAUGGAGUCACAGCAACAGCAUCAUUAGCCGCGGUGGCAAAUCCAAUAUUAAGGUCAUUACAAACAAAUUUAGUGGCCCCGUCAAAGAUAGGCCAAUUAUUGGGUGCAAUCGGCGUAUUAGAUUCGAUAAUUCGUGUAAUUGCUCCCAUUAUAUUUAAUACUUUAUAUUCUAUACUCGUCAAAACUUCUCCAAACCAUAUUUGGUAUGUCGUAAGUGCUUCAUUUAUCAUUGCUUGUUUAUUCACUUUUGGUGUAGGUCCAAAAAGAUAA